AUCUCCCUUUCCUCGAUCACCCUCCUCCACUCCCUGCGCCCUCCCCUAGGAUUAGGCGCGGACCGGGAAGGGUGGGAGUGGCGGGGGAAGCUCUCCCUUUAAGAGGCAGCGUGCAGUGACGAAUUGUUGAAAUUGCCAUUGCAGGAUGGCACGCCGCUAUAAAUUCAUUGUCCCACCUCCUCGCAUCUUCACAGUGUUGGAGCCGCUCUCCGCGCCCGCAGCAGCCGACUGGGGAUGACCGCGGGCGGGAGGACGCGGUAGUGGAAGGGUCCCGGACGCCCCCCCUGGCUGGCUCGCCGCAGGCCGCCUCCUGCCUUUUGAUUUUAAACAUUUUAGGAUUUUUUAAAUUUUUUUUUAUUUUUUUUCCUUUCCGUCUCUUUCCCCCCUCUACCUUCGGGUUCCAGCAGAGCCGAGGAAGCCCACCGAAUACGAAAGGAAGUGGAUCGGGGCUUGGAAGCUCCUCCGCAGCCGGCGAGCCUUAGGCUUCGAGGGGGCGGGAGCCGGCGCGCACUAGUUGCGGGCGGGGAGUACGGUCGCCCUUCUUACUCUUUUUUCUCAUUUGUUUUGGUCGGUUUGUGCAACGAUCUUGUCUGCAUUGGUCUUCUCUCCUUUUUCAUAUUUGGUAGCUCUCCACCGACUGGCUUUUGCUUUUUGCUCCCUCUCCCCUCCCCCUUUUUAUUUUUCUUUCUCCAUCUCUUGGAUCACAAUUCCAAACAUUUUCCAAACCAACAAAGAAAAAGUUCGCACGCUGGCACGGCGGCCAGGACAGGCUGGCAGUCUGCUGCGCGUUCCCUCUACCCUUCCCUGGACACUUGACCCAACUUUGCACGCGAGUGUGUAGAGUGUGAGGGUAGGUGGGUGGGAGAGUGAGUCCCCCACCCCCGCCCCUGAAACUUCCAUAGCAAAUAGCAAAUAUCCAGCUAGACCCAAGCGCGCAGCCCCUCCCGGCGGGCAGCGCACUAUGCGGCUCGAGUGGGCGUCCCUGCUGCUGCUGCUGUGCGCCUCCUGCCUGUCCCUGACCGCUGACAGCCCCACCACGGCACCUGCCCAGGAUAAAACAAGGCAGCCUCGGGCUGCGGCAGCGGCAGCCCAGUCGAGCCAGCCACAGGGGGAGGAGACGCAGGAGCUGGACCAUCUGAACCUGCUGGCCAGGCAGCUCAGGAGCAGCGGGCUGGUGCAGAAUAUAGACCAGCUCUACUCUGGAGGUGGCAAGGUGGGCUACUUUGUCUAUGUGGGCGGCCGGAGGUUCCUGCUGGAUCUGGAGAGGGAUGACUCAGUGGGCAUCGCUGGUGGCAUCCUUACCGCAGGAGGUGGACUGAGUGCAUCAUCUAGCCACCGGGGUCACUGCUUCUACCGGGGCACCGUGGAUGGCAGUCCUAGAUCCCUAGCUGUCUUUGACCUCUGCGGAGGUCUCGACGGCUUCUUCGCGGUCAAGCACGCGCGCUACACUUUGAAACCGCUCCUGCGUUCCUGGGCAGAGGCGGAGGCCAGACGAGUGUACGGGGAUGGGUCUUCACGCGUCUUGCACAUCUACACCCGCGAGGGCUUCAGCUUCGAAGCCCUGCCACCACGCGCCAGCUGUGAGACUCCCGCGUCCCCACUUAGGCCUCAAGAGCGCCCCUCGGUGCACAGUAGUUCUAGGCGACGUACAGCUCUGGCCCCGCAGCUCCUAGACCAGUCAACUUUCUCACCCGCUGAGGAUGCAGUUCCUCAGACUUGGUGGAGGCGGAGGCGCCGUUCCAUCUCUAGAGCCCGCCAGGUGGAGCUCCUUUUGGUGGCUGACUCCUCCAUGGCGAGGAUGUAUGGCCGGGGCCUGCAACAUUACCUGCUGACCCUAGCUUCCAUCGCCAACCGGCUGUACAGUCAUGCUAGCAUCGAGAACCACAUCCGCCUGGCCGUGGUGAAGGUGGUGGUGCUGGCCGACAAGGACAAGAGUCUGGAGGUGAGCAAGAAUGCCGCCACGACCCUCAAGAACUUUUGCAAGUGGCAGCACCAGCACAAUCAGCUAGGCGAUGACCAUGAGGAGCACUACGACGCAGCUAUCCUGUUCACCCGAGAGGAUUUAUGUGGGCAUCAUUCAUGUGACACCCUGGGAAUGGCAGACGUUGGGACCAUAUGUUCUCCGGAGCGCAGCUGUGCUGUGAUUGAAGAUGAUGGCCUCCAUGCAGCUUUCACUGUGGCUCAUGAAAUUGGACAUUUACUUGGCCUCUCCCAUGAUGAUUCCAAAUUCUGUGAAGAGAAUUUUGGUUCCACAGAGGACAAGCGUUUAAUGUCUUCAAUCCUCACCAGCAUUGAUGCAUCCAAGCCAUGGUCUAAAUGCACUUCAGCCACCAUUACAGAAUUCCUGGAUGACGGUCAUGGUAACUGCUUGCUCGAUCUACCACGCAAGCAGAUUCUGGGUCCUGAGGAACUCCCGGGACAGACCUAUGAUGCUACUCAGCAGUGCAACUUGACAUUUGGGCCUGAAUAUUCUGUGUGCCCUGGCAUGGAUGUCUGUGCCCGGCUGUGGUGUGCUGUGGUGCGCCAAGGCCAAAUGGUGUGCCUGACCAAGAAGCUGCCUGCAGUGGAGGGGACGCCCUGUGGGAAAGGCAGAAUCUGCCUGCAGGGCAAGUGUGUGGACAAAACUAAGAAAAAAUAUUAUUCAACAUCAAGCCAUGGAAACUGGGGAUCCUGGGGUCCCUGGGGCCAGUGUUCUCGCUCAUGUGGGGGAGGAGUACAGUUUGCCUACCGCCAUUGCAACAACCCUGCACCUCGAAACAGUGGCCGCUACUGCACAGGAAAGAGGGCCAUAUACCGCUCUUGCAAUGUGACACCCUGCCCACCUAAUGGUAAAUCAUUUCGUCAUGAACAGUGUGCGGCCAAGAAUGGACACCAGUCUGAUGCAAAGGGACUCAAAACAUUCGUGGAGUGGGUUCCCAAGUAUGCUGGUGUCCUGCCAGGAGACGUGUGCAAACUCACCUGCAGAGCCAAGGGCACUGGGUACUAUGUGGUCUUUUCUCCAAAGGUUACAGAUGGGACUGAAUGUCGGCCAUACAGCAACUCUGUGUGUGUCCGAGGAAAGUGCAUAAGAACUGGUUGUGACGGCAUCAUUGGUUCAAAGCUGCAGUAUGACAAGUGCGGAGUAUGUGGAGGGGACAACUCCAGUUGUACAAAGGUUAUCGGAACCUUCAAUAAAAAAAGUAAGGGUUACACAGAUGUUGUGAGGAUCCCUGAAGGAGCAACUCACAUAAAAGUCAGACAGUUUAAAGCCAAAGACCAGACUAGAUUCACUGCCUAUUUAGCCCUAAAGAAGAAAAAUGGCGAGUACCUUAUCAAUGGCAAGUACAUGAUCUCCACUUCAGAGACUAUCAUUGACAUCAACGGUACAGUCAUGAACUACAGUGGGUGGAGUCAGAGAGAUGAUUUUUUGCAUGGGAUGGGCUAUUCAGCCACAAAAGAAAUUCUGAUUGUACAGAUUCUUGCAACAGACCCAACUAAAGCAUUAGAUGUCCGUUACAGUUUUUUUGUUCCCAAGAAGUCCACUCAAAAAGCAAACUCUGUCAUUAGUCAUGGUAGCAACAAAGUGGGGUCACACACUCCACAGCUGCAGUGGGUGACAGGCCCAUGGCUGGCCUGCUCUAGGACCUGUGACACAGGCUGGCACACCAGGACGGUACAGUGCCAGGAUGGAAACCGGAAAUUAGCAAAGGGAUGCCUUCUCUCUCAGAGGCCCUCUGCAUUUAAGCAAUGUUUGCUGAAGAAAUGUUAGCCUGUGGUUUGUUCUCAUGCACAAAGAUAACUGGAGGACCAUCGUAGAUAUACUUGUGUUUGAAGACAAGGCCUGCCCAAGGCAUAGAAAGUAGUGUCUCAGCGUCAUUGUCACCAGGAGUCGAAUUAUGGGCAGAAUCUGCUCUCUGUGACCAAAACAUGUACACUACUUCAUGUCAUGGUGGUGACCUUGGAUACAGAAAACAUGGGAGGUAUGGAACAUCCCUGGGCCUACGCAAAGAAGACACACCACGAUGAAUGUAGAACCGAGGACAGUUGAAGAUGGCAGAGAAGUUUUGUCACCUACCUCUUAUAGAAUGUCUUCAGAGGCAUCGUGAUCAUGUUUAGUCAUGAUACACAGCUUACUUUUACUGUUUGUAAAUGCAUCGCCCUUGGAAUGUCACUUUAUAUACUUGGUUCUAUAUAUACAUAUAUGUAUGUAUGUAUGUAUGUGUAUGUAUAUGUAUAUUUCUAUAAGAAAGUAUUUGACCAAAGUAGGUCUGCAGCUAUUUCAACUACUAGCUUCCAGAAAGAGCUGUGGAAGAUUUACUGGAAAUUAAGAACUUGCUGCUGUUAAAUAAGAUUUGUAUAUUGUCUGACUGCAGGAGAUAAUGUUUUAGUCAAAAACACAUUUUGACAGCAUGCAUCUUCUGAGAAACGCUAAAAGGAGAAAGGAUCUGUAUGUAUCUGGUCAUUUAAACACAUCCUCAGGUCCACUACUCUAACCUUUGACUGUCUGUAUUUUUUUCAGGCAGCCAGCCAAAUUAUUGUAUCAUUGUGGUAUAAAGAUUAUGUUUUCCUGUGUAUAUGUGAUAAAUAUCCAAGGAUCUUUAAAAAAUUAGUUUGCUUGUAUUGGAAUUUAAAGGAAAAAAUAUGCCACUGUGUUUUCAAUUUAUAUUUUCACAACUGCUUACUCUGUGGCUCACAGCUAAGAGUUCACAAUGUGCAGUAGACAUACAGGACACACAGCAUCAAGUUAUCUGUCACAUCCAGCACCUUCAUCACCGGCAUACCUCCUCUCAGCCAGCCUUUAAACGUCUUUGUGUCUGCUUGUUUGUUUUUCCCAAGGAUUGGAAAGGACUUCUGUUCUGUAUAAACCGGGUCUAACAGUAAUAUUAAAAUCACCUCGUGUUUAGUCUCAUCAAGAAAGAACAAUUGGUAUUAAUUCUAUUAUUUCAAGAAAUCAAACUCAUUAGCAUUAAUAAGACUGUUUCCACACCAUAGAAAUCAUCUCAUACUUUAAAAAAUAUAAGCACAUAUUCACCAUUUUAGAGAGUUUUCCCAGUUGUAAAGUGCUUGACUAUACGAGCGAGUGUAAAAAUAAUGGAAUGUAAGGGUUUUCAGGAAGUCUCUUUCCUCUGCAGGAAGGUUGCAUAUUGAAAAUAUUUAAUAAUCGUAAACAGAAAAAUCUCCUUUAGACUGCACAACCCCUGAGAAAAGUCACAUAAUAUAAUGUGUUUUAUUCUACUGGGAUUUUUUUUUCUUCUCCGUGAGAUAUUGCAAGCAAAUUGUUUUAUGUAAAUUUUAUAGCGAUCAUACCUAAUGUGCCUACUGUUAAGGGUUUGCAUACAAGGAUUUUAAGAAAUCCUGGCUGAAAUUUCACUAAAUGUAUUAAAACUUAUUUUAUUAUAGGAUAUUUUAAUAUAGAGAAUUAUGUAAUUGAUGAAUCUAUGUUACCUUUAUUUCAGCAGACCAGAAAGAAACCAAAAGACAAUUUUACUGUCUUUUUUUGUUUUAAAGAAAUUAUUUUGUGAAACAGAUCAAUGCUCUUCCAAACCCAUCACUAUCCUUUAGUCUGGUCUCUUUACAUAAAGAAAUUCAACCUACACCAAACUAGUGGCUGAUAUUGAUUGGAUGUCUCUAAAUAUAAAACAGACAAUGAAUCCAGUCAAACUGGUCAGAAGACAAAAGAUUAAAUAUCACACUUAUUAUUUAACUGUACAAAGAGAAUAAAUAGAGAGUUUAAGGUAAAUUUUUCUUGUUUUGAAAACAAUACGAACCAAGUAGUUCAAAUGUGACAAAAUUCAUAUUUUUAUCUUUUGUGGUUCUAUUAAAAGAAUAAAGAGUAAACAUGAUUGUUACCCACUUUGCGUCCCCACGCAAUUUUCAUGGAUUUUAAGAUUUUUCAGGGGUUUGCUUUUCCCUUCAAUAAUGAAGGUCUACUCUUCACACUUAAAUAGCCCCAGAGAGGACGGAACAAAUAAACCACUAUUGUAUGUCUGACGGAAUUCUCUCUCCAUUUUAAAAGGAGAAUCCUCCAUUGAGGGGGGAAAUGAAUAUAAAACUCCUAAGGAAAGAGACACAGCAAGCUGAGAUUCAGAAAAGGGGGGUGUCAGAGUGGGAAAGAGUGAUUCGUGAUAAGGGUAAGUGUGUGCUGUGUCUUCCAUCUCUCCAUUGUCUAUCUUGAAUUUUUUAAAAACCUUGGGUUUAGGAUGAUGAAUAAAUGUGGGGAAGAUAACACUCAGAUUACAAACUCCUCACCUCACUUGCAUAAAAGUCACUUAGAAUAAGUUUCUUUAAGUACAAGAGAAUCCAGAAUAGAAGAGCACCUUGUCCUUUUAGAACAGAAAACAUCACAUGAACCGUCCUCGUUGCUUGGAAGCAUAAGAGCGUUGUUUUAAUGUAUUUAACAGAUUCAGUAUUCAUUGCCUUCCUGUGGAAACAGUUUUAAACUAAGAAUUGAGGGAUGAGUCACAAAUGAAUAAAAAAAAGUUGCAGCACUGAAAAAUAAGUAAUUUAUUGUUUUUCCAACUGCUAUGUGAAUUUCUGUGAUGAAAUUAUUUAUUUUUAUUUAACAAAAAUUAUGUGCAAAUUCUUCUAUGUUGAAAAUGUUUUGCUAUUGUCCUAUUUUUUAAUUUAUGCUUCCUGUUUGUGUAUAAAGUGCACUUUGUGAGUUUACAUACUAGACACUACUGGUGGCUUUUGUAUUGUUCUUUUUCUUUUUUAUAGAAAGCUUUCUGUGUGCAACAGGUGUAUGUGUGCAUAUUCCUUGUGUACUUGUAAUCUGCCACUCUCUUAAAUUUAAUCUUCCGUGGCUCAUUGUGCUCCUUACUCACCGCUAUUUUAAUAGGUCAUUUAAAUCUUAAUAACAUAGGUUUUUUUCAGGUCACAAGUUUAAAAAUGCCUAUUUAAUCUAGCAAGUUGCAAGUUUUUAACUUGAGGACAUAUACAACUUGCAAGCACCCCAGAGAAGUUAAGCCACAAUGGAGAAUCUGAUUUAAAACAGACCUAAUGGUACAGGCCUGCAUUAUCAACACUUAGGAGGCUAAGGUAGGAGGAUCAUGAAUUCAAAGUCAGUCUGGAGUAUGUAGCAUAUCCUUAUCUGGGGAGAAGAAACAGAUUCGGUUUUGUUCACAUCACUGAUAAACACAUACAAGAGGCUGUUAGUGCAUUAUAUGAAAGAUAUGUAUAUCACUUCUACGUUAAUAAAGAAAAAAAUGAAGACAAAAUCUUCCAGUUUUAGAAGCAGCUCCC
Messenger RNA from Chionomys nivalis (European snow vole), 7221 nucleotides. RefSeq names its product ADAM metallopeptidase with thrombospondin type 1 motif 5 (gene Adamts5). The coding region runs from base 962 to 3748 and encodes 928 amino acids. NCBI's taxonomy places the organism in Eukaryota, Metazoa, Chordata, Mammalia, Rodentia, Cricetidae. The record is from RefSeq and is a predicted model, not a curated record. Gene Ontology annotation, biological process: extracellular matrix organization; proteolysis. Gene Ontology annotation, molecular function: metalloendopeptidase activity; zinc ion binding. The transcript is spliced from 8 exons.